UAUGGUAUUGUUAUUGAUGCUGGAUCUUCACAUAGUGAAGUGUUUCUGUACCAGUGGGCUGGUAAUAAAGAUGACGGCACAGGAGAUGUUCAUGAGCGGGAUUAUUGCACAUAUGAUGAAGGUAUAGCUGAAGGAGUUUCUCCUGAUGGUAUUGUUUCAUGUGUAAACAAUGUUCUUAAGUCAUAUCCUCAAGACUCCACUUCAUUACCAUUGCUAUACUUAGGAGCCACUGCAGGGAUGAGGCUUUUGAAUAUUACAAAUACUAAAGAUGCUAGUCUUAUACUUAUGGCUUUGAGAUAUGCUUUGCAAACCACCAAAGUUCAGGUGAAGUCUGUGGAUAUAAUUCAAGGCGAAGAUGAAGGUCUUUUUUCAUGGAUCACUACUAAUUUUCUUUCCCAGACAUUGAAUCAAUCAAAGGUCGAACAAACAUUUGGUGCUCUAGAUUUAGGUGGUUCUUCAACUCAAUAUGCAUUUGCUGCUGAUCUGGAAACAGUCACAAAUGCAUCAAGUGUUAAAAAUCUAACUCUAUAUGGGUACAAGUACUCUGUGAUCUCUAAAAGUUUUCUGUGUUUUGGUCUUAAUCAAGCACUGCAUCGUAACCAUGCAUUAAUAUUCACGGCAGAAAAAAAUACUACAGUUAGUGACCCAUGUUCUCCAAAGAAUUACACGGAAACAGUUGGAGCAAAGUUUUACUUAGAAAAUCCAUGCGUGCAAAAUAAAAAAUUUUCAAAAUGGCUGCAGUUUAAUUUAGAUCAAAAUUUGACUGUUUUAGGUGAAAGCAACUAUGAGAAAUGCAAGCAUAAUGUUAAGGGUUUAAUUAAUGAGCAGUCAUGCAAAGAUGAUGGUUUUAGUCAGUGCCUUGAGAUGAUUAAUUUAGCUGAAAUGAACAUGAAGUUUAUGGCAUUUUCAAGUUUUUAUUAUGUUGUAAGUUAUCUCAAUGGUAGCAGUUCUUUAGAAAAAUUUAUUAAUGCCACAAAAGACUGGUGCAGUCUAUCCUUGGAUCAGAUAACAGCUGAAGCUCGUGAUGAGAAGGAAUUAUCUCAUCUUUUAACAUAUUGCUUUGGCGCAAUCUAUAUUGCAGAAUUGUGUACUUCAAAUUAUGGCUUUAACUAUUCUACUUGGAAUAAUCUAUUUUUUAAGCAAAGGAACUUCCAGCCGUCAGCUCAAGAUUCUGCAACGCCCAACCGUCAGCGUUCUCCAUCUUUCAACAAAACAUCGAAUGAUGACUGCCUAAAUGACAGCAAUAGUUCCAGUCCCAGUGGCUUAACUCCUAGGGAAACUGGAAUAGUUGAGAAAUUACUUUAUGAGGAUAGAUAA
Messenger RNA from Stegodyphus dumicola, 1317 nucleotides. RefSeq names its product ectonucleoside triphosphate diphosphohydrolase 1-like. NCBI's taxonomy places the organism in Eukaryota, Metazoa, Arthropoda, Arachnida, Araneae, Eresidae. The record is from RefSeq and is a predicted model, not a curated record. Gene Ontology annotation, biological process: nucleoside diphosphate catabolic process. Gene Ontology annotation, molecular function: UDP phosphatase activity; ribonucleoside triphosphate phosphatase activity; GDP phosphatase activity. Gene Ontology annotation, cellular component: plasma membrane.